GAGGAGGGGACGAAGUUGCCUACACUUCGGUUUUCUGCCUUUUAAACCACCUGCUCGCUUUCAACUACGUUUUCAUUCAUCUUUCGCAAAAAAUUUGGUGGCUAACACUUGGCCUAAGUACCUAUGAACAGAGCGGUGGCCUGACCAGAAAUGCGAUCGGUGCCAGCAGAAAGGAUUUCCUUGCUCAGAGCAUGAAAUAAGCAGGCAAUCCCCAAAGUUACAGUUCCUCACCGGGCGAUCAACAGGAUCGAGGGAAGCGGAUCUCACCUUUAAGAACUGUUUCGAGGCACCGACACCAUUGUCCUAAUCCCCGAUCUUAUCUAGUGCCACGACAUCAUCGGCCAGUACGGAUGCAUCGUGACAUGGAGGAAAUCAACCAGGCACCGCCGAGGAAAGUAAUUGGCGUUGCUUGCACACGAUGCAGAAAACGAAAAAUUAAAUGCAGUGGCGAUCCUGGUAAUAGUACUGGGUGUCAUAAUUGCAGGCGAGCUGGCGUGGAACCUCGUGUUUGCCAGUUUAUCAGAGUUGGGCCAGUAAGUUUUCUACCACUGGUUAAUGCGCAGCACUACGCAAGUCCAGUAAAUGGAUACUCGACUAACCCGACAUCUGCGGAUGGUUCUGAGACUGCGGUGUCUUCCAGAUCACUACCAGUUUCCUCCUAUAACGUCCCGAGAACUGGAUCAACCUACCAUCCUUGGAUAGCGGCAACAUACCCCAAUAACUCAGGCUUGGAGACUUACACUUUGAUGCCGCACUACUCAUCUCACGGGUCGACCAACGAAGGGGUCCAGUGGACUGGCGGCCAUUACCUGAUCUCGUCUACUCGCCAACUGCCGAUCCCUACUGGCCUUCCCCAAAAUGCGUCUGCUGUAAGCGUCGCACCCAUACGCAGCAACAUUGUGGGAGUGCACUCUGUUAGAGAAACAAUGGACGGUGCGGCUCAUUACACGCAACAAGCAAUGUGCUGGCAGUCACAAAAUGGAUCUGAUGCUGGUCUUCACGGGACGAAUACUGGGACAUCCAUGCCUAGCUCUGAGUAUCGAAAUGAGUCCAUCAACAAUGUCUACACGACCGCAGCCAGCGCGCCAAGCGUUGAAAGUCUCACGUCUUCUGGCCUCACUGCGGAAAGACAAGAUUUCAGAAAGCCCUCCUUACCGGACGAACUCGACAGUCACAAAUCUCAUAAUACAAUUGGUCCGCUGGGUUACAUCACUAGCUCCUUUGCCAACUAGUCUAUCUCUACCGAUGCUGGUACAACCCGUAGUAAGACCCGGAUAUGUGGUUUCUCGGCAGUCUGUCAGCAGUGCGUACAUUCCCAGAGACACUCCUAUAACGCUUCCAAGUACAACGAAUACCCUCCCACGGCCAAUCUGUUCCACACCCACUGUGACCGAAUCAUCAUCGGUCAUCCUUCGUUGAGCUGACUCAUCUUGAAUAUUUACUCGUUUCCAGCCGAGGUUGCCAAACGGCCCUCUGUUAUGAUCUCACCAAUGGGCAUGGGGGGCGCCUGCGCAUUGGACUAAGUCCCUUGUCGCACCAGAGUGGUGAAUUAGUGACGUGACUUAGAUCACUGUAGUCACCAAGUUCACGAUGGUCACCUUUCUGGUGAUCACGAUGAUCGAAGUGAACACAGUGAACACAGUGAACACAGUGAACACAGUGAACACAGUGAACACAGUGAACACAGUGAACGCAGGGAUGGAACUCAUGUAUAUAAUCAGGC
This is a messenger RNA of Eremomyces bilateralis CBS 781.70, 1723 nucleotides long. RefSeq lists its product as uncharacterized. The transcript has 3 exons. The record is from RefSeq and is a predicted model, not a curated record. Gene Ontology annotation, biological process: regulation of DNA-templated transcription. Gene Ontology annotation, molecular function: zinc ion binding; DNA-binding transcription factor activity, RNA polymerase II-specific. Lineage: Eukaryota; Fungi; Ascomycota; Dothideomycetes; Eremomycetales; Eremomycetaceae. Bases 363 to 1232 code for a protein of 289 amino acids.